AUGUCCGACGAUGAUGAAAUGGUUACGCGAAUUCUCACAGGAAAGCCUGUCGACAAUACCACGAAACGUGAAAAGCGCAUGAAACAGAUCAGAAAACAUUAUAGCGAACAAAAAAGCAGUCGCGUGGUUAAGGUCAAGACACAAAAUGUUGUUAUCAUUGGUCGAUCGCGAACUGGAAAAUCAACUAUCAAAUCUAUGUUAAUUGAUCCGACUGCGGAACCAAAAGAUUUAUCGCUCAGGGCAGGCACUAUAGACGCGUCAAUGGAGUCAUUUUUUGUUGAUGACCAAAAUCUAGUUUUGAAUAUCAUUGAUACACCUGGUGUAUAUGAACAUCAAUCCGCAGAAGCCAUAGUACGUGACAAUCAAAAGAUUAUGGAAGCUAUUGAAAAAUGUAUCAAUCUUGAAAUUACGAAAUACCAUCUGAUCUGCUUUGCUUUCUCGAUGCCAGCAGGAAUUCAAUCGGAUGAUAUUGAUGCUUUGCAAUUAUUUAUGGAUCAUCUUGGUCCUGAUGUCUCACAAAAUUCAUGUCUGAUUAUCACACGUGCCGAAGCCAAAACAUCCGACCAACGAGAGAAACUACGACAAGAACUUCUCAAUGACAGUCAUUUCAAGAAGAUGAAUAAUUAUUUUAAACGUGGCAUUUUUUUUACUGGAGCAAUCAAUUAUGAUGAUUAUCAAAAUGGAAAUGCAUCCAUCGUCGAACAGUACAUGAACGUUCUUGAGUUUCGCAAACAACUAAUUAAUGAGUUCGUAAAGGAUUGUGAACCAUUUCAAAUCGAUAAAACGUAUGUCAACGAAAUGCGACGUAUUCAGGAAGAAUAUGAAGCAAAAGAGAAAGAGUUAAAGUCUCGAUUGGCCGAAAAUAAUCAAAACGCCGAACAACGAAAAGAACUAGAAAGAGUGAAGAAAGAACUAGAUGAAGCGAAAAAGCGCCUUGCUGGUUCAAAAACCCCAUGCUCAAUUUCGUAA
Molecule: messenger RNA, 969 nt
Organism: Adineta ricciae
Lineage: Eukaryota; Metazoa; Rotifera; Eurotatoria; Adinetida; Adinetidae
Source: the annotation of a GenBank genome assembly